Molecule: messenger RNA, 2925 nt
Organism: Closterium sp. Naga37s-1
Lineage: Eukaryota; Viridiplantae; Streptophyta; Zygnematophyceae; Desmidiales; Closteriaceae
Source: the annotation of a GenBank genome assembly
AUGGCGGCGGCCGGAUCAGCAUUGACGUCGGUGAACGAGGGCGACGAGAACCCGCUGUUCUACGAUGAUCCCGAUCUCGCCGUCGACGAUUAUAUCCCCAAGGACCGGCACGACUUGGAGCUGAUGAGGGAGCGCCUCUCAAAGCUACUGCUGGGGGACGACCCCUCCGGAGGCGCCAAGGGCUGCGGGCCCGCCCUCGCCAUGGCCAACGCAAUCACCAGCGUCUCAGCGUCCGUGUUUGGAGACAGCUUGCGGUUGCGGCCAUUGAGGGAGGAGGACAAGAACAAGUGGCGGCGGGAGAUGGGCAUCAUGGUGUCGGUGUGUCGUCACAUCGUGGAGCUGGCGCCAGGCUGGCAGACGCGGCCAGAUGGGACCAGAUUCGAGGUGAUGAAGCGGAGAGUGAGGGAGGACCUGCGAAUCAACCUCCCAGCACUCACCAAGCUAGACCAUCUGCUGCAGAGCAUACUAGAUCAGAGCACGUCAAAUGAGUAUUACUAUGAGGAUGAGGUGGUUGGAGGGCAGGAGCCGAGAGAAGAAGAUGAAGAGGAGGAGGAGGAAGAGGAGGAGGAGGAUGACGUGGAUGUUGUUGAUGAUGACGUGGAUGGGGACAUUGUGGAUCGGGACUUCGAUCUGAAUGCUGACGUGGCAGUAGGUUCGGAAGAGGGAGGGAUAAGGUCGGAAGAGGGAGGUGUAGGUUCGGAAAGGGGAGGAAUAGGGUCGGAAGACGGAGGGAUAGGGUCGGAAAAGGGAUCAGCAGCUGGAGGGGGAGGGAGUGGAAUCACAAAGGGGGUUGAAACCGGAGAGUUUCUUUCCCAAAAGGAAGGUGGGAGAAGCAGUAGGGGAGAUAGUGGGGUGAGCGGUGGGAGUGGGUUGAGUGGGUUGCGUGGUGGUAGUGCGAGCAGCAACAGCGAGGAGCAAAGAGAGGAGGACUAUCUUGACUCAGCGAAUCAGCAGACACAGGAGCAGCAGGAGAGGCAGGAGCAGGAGCAAAGGGGGGAGCAGGAGAAGCAGGAUGAGCAGCAGGAGGAGCAGGAGGAAAAGCAGCAAGAUCAGCAGCAGCAGGAGGAGCAGCACGUUUUAGAUACCGAAAGGCUGGAGCAGCAGUUUCGAAGGAGCAUCUCUGCACCCUCUGAGAGGCGCGAGAGUGGCGACUUUGCAGAGGUGGAUAAGGAGUAUGCUGCUAGGCUGAGUGGCAAGGACACCGGUCCAAGCCGCGACUCCCCAGGCAUUCCUCCUGCUGCUUUUGAGUCGACUCAAAAGUCACCCAGCCGUGACUCCCCAGGUAAUCCUGCUGCUGCUCAUUCUGGUGCCUCCGUUUCUCCCGGGCCUUGCCCGCUACCGAGCAAUGCUGCUGGUGCUGCUGGUGGUGGCAGUGGGGGUGUGAAGGAGCUGGCUAGGAGGAGAACGACGGGGAGAAUGGGCAGCCGCAGCUACGACCUGGGGUCGUUUGUGAGGGGCAGGUCGAAGGAGGCCGCAGGGAAAGCGGAUAUGCUGCAGGAACGGAUGGGGCAAUGGCAGGGGCAGGAGCAGGAGCAGGAGGAACAGGAGGAGGAGGAGGAGGAGGAGGAGGAGGAGGAGGAGGAGGAGGAGGAGGAGGAGGAGGAGGAGGAGGAGGAGGAGGAGGAGGAGGAGGAGGAGGAGGAGGAGGAGGGGGAGUGCCGUGGAGGUGGAAAGGGGGAAGAAGCGAGUGAGGUCAUGAAGGCGUGCAUGUUCAUCAAUCAGCAGAUUCUGCAGGACAUGGACGUUCCGGACGCCUUCCUACAGCGUCUACCCAAGAGUUUGAAGACAAUACUGGGCGACAGGGUGUACAGUCUGCUGCUCUCGACGCCUUAUAACGAGGAUAAAGUGCUCGGCUCAGUCGAUUUGAGCAAUCAAAGGGCGGCACUAAAGCUGGCAUGCAAGAUGGAAGCAGCACAGCAGAUCUGGAUCAGGCAGCUCCAGGCAGCCAGGGAGCCGUACCUCACGCACACGCUGGGCGGCAGUUAUUUGUCCACUAGCAGCCGCGAGAUCAUGCGGCUGGAGGAGAAUCUGGAGCGGGUGGCAUCAUGCCUCGCUGCCAUCCGCCGCAUGUGGCCCGACCUCCCUCAAACCACUCUGGACCUCGCCAAAAUCGCAUUCAACCGGGUGAGAAGGAGGGUUCUGUUUGUGUCUAGAUGGGCCAAGGUCAUGUUCUGGUUGUGCUACCUCUUUGGCCCUUUGGGGCAAUGGAGUGGCAUCGUGCCUCGCUGUCAUCCGCCGCAUGUGACCCGACCUCCCCCAAACCACUCUGGACCUUGCCAAAAUCGCAUUCAACCGGGUGGGAAGUCAGGUGGUGGGAGAUGGGACACGCGGCCGCCCAGAAGUCCCGAGUUGCGGAAUUCGUCUGUAGCGGCGGCAGGGAUGAGUCGGUUGGGCGGGAAUGGGAGUGGUGGAAAUGGGAGCAGCGGGAUGAGUUUCCGGGACAGAUUUCGGAGCGCCACACUAGCAGCUCCCACCACCAGUGCAGCUGCUGCCGCUACUGCUGGUGCUGCUGAUGCUGCUGCUGCUGCUGGUGCUGCUGCUGGUGGCGCUGGUGCUGCUGCUGCUGGUCCUGCGUCUGGUGCGAUGGGCUAUUCCCAGUCUCUACCAGCAUACGAACCCAAGCAACAACAGCAGCCGUACCUACGCAGAACAGGCUCCUUUCAACCUACCUCCCAGAGUCGAGGCGGUGUGAUGCGGACAGUGAGGAGGAGUCAAAGCGGGGGGCUGGAGGAGGAGGUAAUGAGGCUGAAGCUUGAAGCAGGGGAGGCUGGGGGGGGUGACUCGCCUGUCCUGACUAAGACCCCGGGGUUUGUUCUUGUCUCGGCGUCGCAGAGUGGUGGCGGUGGUUCUGGUGGUGGUGUGGGGGGGUACUCGUCUCGACCACCACACCCACCCAAUCGUUCGGCUAGUGGUGACUGGACAUGA